UGACUCUAUACAAUUAUUAUAAAGUUAAAGUAAAUGACAAGAGCAAACAGUAGAUCCAUGUAGAUAUAUGCAUGCACGAAAUUUGCAUAUAUUUGGAGAUCUGUGUGUCAUGGACUCAGAAGUGGGAAAGUAGGACCCUUAAGGUACUGUGUGGUGAGCCAAAGGGGACUGCACAACCUUGGAUGCCCCAUACUUGGUUCUAUAGUAGACCCAUACAAUUAAAGCCAAGAAUCCUUCUUUCACCUUCCUAUAAGACCCCCUCUUCCACUUGUAAAAUCCUCAUUUCAUUUCCAACAUCUUGUGAAGAUCAAGAUAUAUUCAUCUAAAGGCUCAACUCUCUCUUUUUUGUGUUAUAAUAUUUGAAAGAUUGUGGAGAAUGAUGGAGAAGAUGAAGAUGAUGAGCAAUGGGAAUAGUAAGGGAGCAUCCAAGAGAAGGAUUGCAAGCAAGGGGCUUGGGGGAGUAUUGAGGCAGCAAAGAGCUAGGCUUUAUAUUAUUAGAAGAUGUGUAGUCAUGCUUCUUUGCUGGCAUGAGUGAACUACACUACUAGCUUUUUCUUCUCUUUCUGUAUUGGUUUGAUUAGAGUCUUGUUUUUUUGUGUUGUUCAAGUGUAAAUUGUAGGAUUAGUUAGUGAGGAUGGGGGAUAGGUGAGGAUGGUAACAUGCAUGUAUAUGUCGAGAAUUUACAAUUUUGUAACAAUUACCCUAUUUCAUGUAAAUGAAUGGAGAAUUUCUUGUGAAAUGAUAUUACAUAUUGGAAUC
Messenger RNA from Daucus carota subsp. sativus, 759 nucleotides. RefSeq names its product small polypeptide DEVIL 4. NCBI's taxonomy places the organism in Eukaryota, Viridiplantae, Streptophyta, Magnoliopsida, Apiales, Apiaceae. Gene Ontology annotation, biological process: negative regulation of cell population proliferation. The coding region runs from base 377 to 535 and encodes 52 amino acids. The transcript has a single exon. The record is from RefSeq and is a predicted model, not a curated record.